CAGCAUCACUUGUGAGAUCAGGCAAGAGAGAGUCAAAACUAAAACGCGCCAGCUGAAAUGCGUACUGUACACGAGAGGCUUAGAUAGAACAUUUUAAUUUCUUCUUUCUUUCUCCCCCCACCCCAAUAGAAAACAGAGGGGAAAAGGAGAGGAAAAACUGUCUUAAAAUUACGGGAUCCUUUAAGGAGCGAUGGAUUACUUCAGAAGACCACCAUUCAUACACCUCGCGCUGUGCAUCUCAAUAGUAACCAACAUCAGUCAUGCUCUGAUGGACUCCACUUUCCUGUCAGAAUUCUUUCCUCAUCACUGGAAUCCAGGAGAAGCAGACAGAGCUCCCACCCAAGCUAUUUCCUGUGACUUUGAGUCACCUUGCUCCUGGACCUUGUCCAAUCACAGCACAGGGGGAGAUUGGCUUGUCACAUUGCCACAGCAGGCUCAGCCCAGUCGGCAGAUCACACAGCCAGCCACUGAUCACUCCACAGGUGGUACUGAUGGUCACUUCCUACUCCUGACAGCUGCAGCACAGGCUGCUGGGAUAUGUGAAUUCUCCUUGACAAGCCCUGUAUUGCCAAACAGUGCCCCAAGAUGCCGGCUGCAGCUGGCACGGUACCAGUCUGAACCAAGCCAGGGGGACUUAUCAGUCCAGGUCACAGCAGUAGGCACCAAUGUGGUAACAAGAUCAACAGCUCACAGUGACCGGGAGCAGGAAAACAGCAGGGCCCAGUGGGAGGCGCUGGUUGCCGAGAUUGGUCAGGUAGAUCAGCCCUUUCAGGUCACCCUCUUGUACUCCAUAUGUGGCCAUGGAACUGGGGGCACACUAGCUAUCGACUCCCUGGAGCUCAAGGACUGUGUCAUAGGUGCUCGCCGGCCGGAGGCCAGCUGUGUGGAGGGCACGUCUUUCCAAUGUGACGUGGGGGGAUGCAUCGACAAGAGCAAAGUGUGCGACUUCCACAAAGACUGCCCCCUAGGGGAAGACGAGGCAGCUAUCUGUGACUCCCUGCCCCCUGGAGCCUACUGUUCAUUCGAGUCUGGGCCUUGUGGCUGGUCUGUGUCCAGUGAGCCCUCCUCCUGGAUGCUGAUCAGUGGGAAGGAUCUCUCCGCUAGCUCAGGUCUCCUAGGAUCCACUCUGCAGAACACUGAAGGCCACUUCCUGUUCAUGAGAGUAGGUGAUAACUCCACUGGUGGAAGUGCUGUGACUCAGAGCCCCUUCCUUCCACCUACAGCUGCCACUGGGGAGUGCCAGGUGCAGUUCUCCCUCUACCUGUACGGGGAGUACAAUGGCACAGUGCUGCUCUCAGUGGAGGAAAACGGUACAACAGGAGCAUCCCCCCUGGUGUGGGAGAGAACAGGCAGCUGGAAGGACAGCUGGCUGGAGGUCACUCUGCAGCUCUCUGACAUUCUGAAUGGGUUUCACCUGAGCCUGAAGGCCAUUUGGAGGCCAGGUUCGACUGCAGAUAUUGCUGUGGACAGCAUAACUCUGGGACCUUCCUGCUUUGACAUAGAUCCAACUACUAUGUUCCAGAGGCACAGGCUCCUACAGGAGAUGGAUGCAAUCAAUGACCUGGACUUCUUUGGUCCUCUUCCUGAGCCCUCUGCAACAGAAGUGUCCUCCAUGUCAUGGUGGUUUACUUCCUGUGGUGCCAGUGGCCCCCGGGGGCCCACACAGGCUCAAUGCGACAGUGCCUACCGCAACACCAACGUCAGCAUCACUGUGGGCAAGGACGGGCCACUGAAGGGUGUGCAGAUGUGGAGGGUGCCAGCUACAAACCGAUACCUGAUCUCUGCCUAUGGUGCGGCAGGGGGAAAGGGAGCCAAGAACCACAACAAGCGCUCGCACGGGGUCUUCAUCUCCGCUGUCUUCCCCCUGGAGAAGGGUGACAUCCUGUACAUUCUGGUGGGACAGCAAGGAGAGGACGCCUGUCCAGCGCGGAAUCCUCUGACCCAGCAGGUGUGUCUGGGGGAGUCGUCCGUGAUUGAAGAUGACCAUUUCAGUGGGGGCAGCACUGUGCGGGAAUGGGCAGGAGGAGGGGGUGGAGGCGGUGGGGCAACAUAUAUAUUUAAGAUGGAGAACGGCGAACACGUCCCCCUGCUCAUUGCAGCUGGGGGGGGAGGCAAGGCCUACAUGGAGGACCCUGAGAGCAGCCUGGACCACAUCCCCCUGGAGCAGUAUGAAAAUGACACGACGACAUCUGGAGCCAAUGGCAGAACCUCUGUCGCAGGUGGAGGCGGAGGCUGGAAGGAUGUGACCAAAUACUUGUGGGGUGGCAGGUCUCUCCUGGAAGGAGCUGAAGGGGGAUCAUCAUGCCCCCAGGCCCUCUCAAAACUGGCCUGGGCAACUUUUGGGGGGUUUGGAGGUGGAGGAGGUGCCUGUACUGCCGGAGGGGGUGGUGGUGGAUAUAGAGGAGGCGAUGCUGCUCCUACUGAUGACAUCACGGCAGAUGGCCAGGACGGAAUUUCGUUUGUGAACCCCAUUGGAGAGAUGUACCUCCAGCCUCUGGCAGCGAUGGAGAGUCAUGGUGAAGCAGAGAUCAAGGUGCAGCUGAACUGCAGCCAUUGCCAGUCGGAGAGCUGCAAACGGGAUGAAGACACCAAGCUUAUUCUGUGCCUCUGUCACAAUGAUGAAGUGCUAGCCAGUGACAACGUCACCUGCACAGCUCCACGAGGGCCUGCCCCAGAGGGACAUCUCUCCCUGCCCCUCAUCCUGGUUGUGGUGGUAUCCACUGUGGUGACGGGUAUCGUCUUGGCCUGUGCCAGCCUCACGCUCAUUUACUACCGCAAGAAGACCCAGCUGCAGGCAGUGCGCGUGCGCCUGCAGAGCCCCGAAUACAAGCUCAGCAAGAUCCGUGCAUCCACCAUCAUGACCGACUACAACCCCAACUACUGCUUCGCCGGCAAGGCCGCGUCCCUCAGCGACCUGAAGGAGGUGCCGCGCAAGAACAUCUCUCUGCUCAGAGCUCUGGGACAUGGUGCAUUUGGAGAAGUGUAUGAGGGUCAGGUCUUGGGUAUUGCUGGGGAGAGUGGACCCCUGCAGGUUGCUGUCAAGACUCUACCUGAGAUCUGUUCAGAACAGGAUGAGAUGGACUUCCUGAUGGAGGCUCUGAUAAUGAGUAAGUUCAACCACCAGAACAUCGUUCGCUGCAUUGGUGUUAGUCUGCAGACAUUGCCUCGUUUCAUCCUGCUGGAGCUCAUGACUGGAGGAGACAUGAAGACCUUCCUGAGACAGAACCGCCCCAAGUCGGGCCAGCAGUCCUCACUCACCAUGCUGGAGCUUCUACACAUGGCCAGAGAUAUCGCCUAUGGUUGCCGAUACCUGGAAGAGAACCACUUCAUACACCGCGACAUCGCUGCUCGCAAUUGUCUGCUUACCUGCACAGGCCCGGGCAGAGUGGCCAAAAUUGGGGACUUUGGAAUGGCCCGCGAUAUAUACAGAGCCAGUUACUACAGGAAGGGGGGUCGAGCCAUGUUGCCUGUAAAGUGGAUGCCCCCAGAAGCCUUUUUAGAGGGAGUUUUCACCUGCAAGACAGACACGUGGUCAUUUGGGGUACUGCUAUGGGAGAUAUUCUCUCUCGGGUACAUGCCAUACCCCUGCAAGACCAAUCAAGAGGUGCUGGAGUUUGUCACGAGUGGUGGCAGGAUGGAUCCUCCAAAGAGCUGCCCUGGGCCUGUGUAUCGGAUCAUGACUCAGUGUUGGCAACACUGCCCUGAGCACAGACCCAACUUCUCCACAAUCUUAGAAAGGAUCAACUACUGUACUCAGGACCCUGAUGUCAUCAACACUCCUUUGCCUGUGGAGUAUGGGCCGCCACCAGAAGAAGAAGGCAGCACGGUGAUGCGCCCUGAGGGAUCAGGGAGUAUGACCCCCCUGCUGGUAACUCCCUCACUGUCCCCAGACCCCUCACCGCGACAAAACCAUGUGGCACAGCUGACCCAGGCUCAUAAGCCACUCUCGUUACUACACCGUCCCCUUCAGAGACAACAGGAGCUUGUGGUGCCCAGGGAACUGCUGGGAGGAGGAGGCUGGGUGGAGCCCAGCCCAGCCCAGGGGCUCUCUCCUGGAGCUUGGCUCCACCCAGACUCUAUCACCUCUCCAGCCGGCUCUGCCUCGGGGAACCAGAAACUGAAGAACAAGACCAAGAAUUUGUGGAACCCCACCUACGGCUCUUGGGUUCUGGAGAGCUUAGGCCGCGGGAAAGCAGCCCCCCCGCCGUCCCAGCCUCCCCCCGCUGCAGCAGCUGGACCUGCGUUGCCGGCCCCAGAGAGGGAUGAUUCGGGCUUCGACGGGAAUGGCAGCUCCUCUGCACCCAGCUCCAGGGCUUCCCCUUCCUCCCCCUCGCCCGCGAGCCCCCAGAGCUCGGGUCCGUCUUUCCGCAAGGGCGCGGGGGGCUCGUCGGGGGUGGCAGGGGUGGAUCUGGCCAAGCUUCAGAGCUUCCCCUGCGGAAAUGUCAACUACGCCUAUGACGACCAAAGCUACGAGGCUGAGAGCCUCCCGCUGGUGGUGCCAAGGGGACCGGAGCUCAAUACUAGCGCUGCGGCGUUCAGCAAUGCCAGCUCCGCCGCUGGCGCUGGCAAACCGCCGGUGCAGCGCCAGGCCAGCUGCGGCCCGGAGGACGUCCAGCUCCUGAGCAAGCCCGAGAAACCCAUCCGAGACAGAGAUUCGGGCUUCUCUCUGUCAGAGGACCUAAGCGUGACACCAGUUUGACCACCAAGCCCCUCACCUCACUGCUGAAAACACUGACACUGGAACCACACCCUGGAGUACCUAGAGUGCGGCUUGGCCAUCUCACAGGAGAUGGCAGCCGUGAUUUUGACCUUUUCCUUUUAUUUCCUUUGGUACUGUUACUGUUAUAUAAAUGCUUCUAGUUACAUACAGUACCACACUGUAUGUUCACCUGCUGGUUUUGAAAAGCUGUAAUGAAGCAUAAAAUUAAAGCGAAAGAGGAAGUGAAGAUCACCAAAAUGCACGAUCCUUCACGGAGACGUUUUUGUAUACUUCAUUUAGUGCAUUUCUUUAACCUUCAAGUCACUUUCUAAUUUCCAAGCUGUCUGCUGUGAUCCAAGUCCAGAAAGCCCCUCAACAGAAGGAACCUCUGACGAGCUUCGUUUGAGAAUCUCAUUUCUCAACCGGCAUCUUUUUAGUUGACCAAGUGUGGCACUCAUCCCUUGAGGCCUGUCCAUCAUUUUUGUCUUUCCUGCAUCUCAAACCUGUAAUCGCUGAGAUUAAACACUUUUUCGAAUAAAUGGAAAGUCAGAACCCAUUUAAGGGUGACCAGGCACUGAUGCACAGAGGACAGUUUUUCCCAUUGAGAAGCGAAGGCUCUUGUCCCAUCAUUAACCUUUUCAGGGACUGAAAGCAACCCUGUCUUGUGAUGCUACCGUUUUCUCCUCCAUCUUCCUGGUGGGGCUUUGGUUCUUUUAGUCAUUGCAAGUUUGUAUAGAAAGAAUCAAAUGAAACUGGCUCUGGUGUGAUAAUAUCACUGAUGUGGCGCAUUGAUCACAAGAGAAGCAGGCAUGUCCUUUAAAUAAGACUGCAAAGGGUCCUCAUGGCAAACUGUGAAGAUGUGGUUUAAUAUUAUUUAAUUUUCAGCUAACCUUAAACUCUCAUGCUCUUUCGUUUACUUAAACAACGUUUAAGAAUGUUUUCCCCAAACCACCUUGAAUUGGGACUUCCCUGUCCCAUCUCUGUUUUACGCAAAGAGAGGAGUUCUUGCAUGUAGCUCAUCUUUUGUGUUCUUGUGCAGGAGAAAUGCAAAUUAGUUAACAUUACAAUGUUUAGUCCUGUGUCAUGUCAACAUGUACUCAAGUGAAGAUAAAUAAGUUGUGCUGGAUGUGAACUGGAAAGCCACCAGGGACAAUACGUGUCACUGUUAAAUGUGCAAUUAUCCUUUUAUUUUGUAAUACUAUAUUAUUUAUCAGUGCUUUUCAAGAAACCCAAGACACUGCAUUGCACUGAAAUGUGUGUAAGACUGAAUGUCAGACUACACAUUCAGCAGAGUAGCUUAACCUGCUUUUUAAACACAAAUGAGGAUGUAUGACUACUUAUUUAUAGUAACAAACUGAGACCAAGAUGUGUUUAAGAGUUUGUGGAGUCAAUAGGAAGUAAUUUGUCUGCUACUGUACAUUUGGUAAUGGUGCAUUUACAUGUGUUCUGGAAUCGUUUUCACUAAUUCUGGUUUCGCAUUCUUCAUUCUUCAGGAAUGGUCCAUUUAAACUUAAUCCCUGAGUGUGUUGAAAUAUUGAAAACAUGAAAAUAUUACACUAAAGAACUGCCAAAUCUGGUGUGAAUGACAAUCGCAUCGCAAAGUUCAUAGCAAAAAACACUGGCAUAAUGAAAAUGCCAUUUUAUCUUGAUGGUACAACUGAAGGUCAGCACUGCUUUCUUGUUUGUGUUCCUUCAAAUUCACAGGCCAGAAUGCAUUAUGGGAAGACAGCAAUGACAUUCCAUUUCUGGUUGGGAUUGAAAGUUUUUUUUAUUUUAAUUUGUGGUAAAUACCCUUUAUGAUUGAAAUACCUUGUACAUUAUGUGUGAAAAUUGUGUUACUAGUAUCUUUACUUUAAAAAUGUUUUUACGGUAAGUUCUUCUUCUCUAGAUUCUCUGUCUCAGUAGGCCAAAGUAUAGUACUUGCAAAUUCAGAUAAAAGUACUGCUAACAGUUGUGAUUCGCCAAGUGUUCCUGUUUGAUCUGGGCUGUUCCUUAAGCAUUCAGUGUUAUUAAUACCUUACUUAAUUCUGGGAAAAUCUUAAAUUAGCCAUGUUUGUUUUCCACAGUGACACAACAACAUAAGCAGUAAAUGAUUAGAUUGAAAACUGAUUAUAAUAACUUAACGCCAGCUGUCAAAUCCUUACCUAGAACAUGCAAGUUUGAAUUCCCAGAAGAAACUAAGCUGAGUCCUGAUUGAAUGCAGGCCAGAGUUUUACUGCCAAGGUUUUUUUUUGUACGUCCAGAGUUUUAUGUUCAUUACAAACCUAAAUAUUACUAUUUAAAAGCAAUAUAUUCAGGGAUUUUAAUUAUUUUUCUCUCUUAGACUUAUAGUAUGGAUACAUAACUUGACAGUGCAUUGUAAAUCCAUAGCAUAAUUAACUAGUAAUUUUAUUUAAAUCUACGGGUAUUUGGGGGGUUUUAGUAAGGAAACUCUUGUUAGUGUGACUUGUGACUUUCUGUAUUUCACAUUCUUAUCUCUAAAAGAAUUUUACAAAUUUUACAGGCUUCUUUUAAACAGUGCGUUUGUGCCAAAUACAGUACAUAUUUAUUUAAAUUAUAUUCUAUAAAACUACAAAUACAUAGUGAAGAAGGCAGAUUUAGAACAGCUGAGAAUUAAACAUUUGAUAUAGACAUAAGUCUAUCAAUAAAAAAUUUAAGAUAUAAAUUAUUGUUGGAAGAUUAUGGGUUGAAAUCCCAGGUGAGACACUGCUGUUUUAUCCUUGAGCUACUGUAGGUUCUUCACCUUAGUUGCUCAACUAAAAUACCCAGCUGUAUAAAUAUGUGCGACUAAAAUUUUAUUUGGAUAAAAGUCUCAGAUAGAAUAAAUUAGUAAUAACUGUGUUUUGCUAUAGAUUUAUUUUUAAGUAUGUCUUUGUAUGUGGUACUUUUGGUGAUAAUGUUUCAUUAGUUUUCACAAAGAAUUGUAUGUUCUAGCUUGCAUUACCUAAAUUAGGCAGGAGGGGGCAGCCUUUACAACUGGAAUAAGACCUACUGCGCCGUUGGUAGACUUCCAAAUAACACUGUAAUUGAUGAUUUUAUUUCAUUUGUGCAAGAUGAAAAGUUUUUAAGCUCUUGUGAUGCAAAUGUAGUCUGCUAGGAAACCAGGCACCUUUUAACACAUCAUUUAUCUUAGGAUGUUUAUGAAAGUCAGUGCUUUGUUAAACUAGAAUAGCUUUCAGAAAAGACUGUGUCCAUACGGGCAAUCCUUACUGAAGUCAAUAGCACCAGUUUUUCAUGCACUACAUCUGUAAAAUAGAUUAAUUUCUUUUUCUGCGACAAUCACACAGCAUUCCUCUAGGGCACGUUUCAGAAAGCAGGUAUAGAGAUUUUCAAAUAAGGGAGGCUUGCAUGGUAAAAGAUGUUGAACUGCUCGUGGUGAGAGAGACAGAUAAAAUGUGGCCUUGUACGUGGUGAAAGUAUUUUAGUAUAAUUCCUAUCGUUGCAAAUGAUUCUAGGUUUACUGCUCAGAAAGCCGCUGAGGAUAUAAAGGAAAAAUGAAAAUGCUUUACUCUAAAUGGUAGUCAAUAAUUCUUUAAUAACAGAAUUUUGAGAUGUGACAUUAGAUGUGAUUUACAGUAUACAUUUCAUUUCAAAACUCUUGGCUUAUAGCCAAAUGAACUUCAUGUCCCCUGCUACCAUUCAUCACCUGAGGACAAAUACAGUAUAUUUACUUUUUUUAUGUGUUGCUUCUGACACUUCAAUCAAAACUUCAGAUAUUUCCUGCUUGAUGCUAGUGAUAGUGUCCUUCGAAGACGUACAGUAUCUAAGGGAAAGCAGUGUUUGAAUAACACUGCUGAUGGCAUAUGAGUCCCACUGUGAAUUGAUUCAAGUCCUGUUGGAUAACUGAAACAUUAUGUAAUAAGUCUUGCAAUGAAGAGAGAUUUCACUUUCUCUUUUUAUCGCACUUCUCUACAAUGUAGAAAAUCAAGCCACGGUCUUUGCUAGGUGAAGCAGUAUAAGAUCAUGCGUGUUUACAUAGGGUUUAGUUUUGUCACUCCAUUUCAUCAAGUCCUUUGAGCCUCCUUGACAUCACAAGCCUGUGGCAAAGAGACUUGAAAAUUAUGCACAGCAGACCCUUUCUUACUAUCCCAGACUACUGGGACCGAAUGUAUAAGCUCUACGCAUUUUAUGUUGUCUUUUGUCUCCAACCCUGGUCCUGGAAAACCCCAAUUCUGUUAGUGUUGUUGUCCACCUGUUUUUAAAGAUUGGCAACAUCUGUAAGCUAUUGAUGAAUCAAGCAAGUAAUCUGCUCAGUGACAAGGAUUUAAGGUUUUAGUCCUUAAUGAUCGCUAUAUUACCUAUUUUAACACAUCAGUGGUAUAAUUGAUCACAAUGGAAUUGUUGCACAUCUUUAGAAACUGGUGACUUAAUGCUAAUCUGAAACACCUGCCAUACUGGGGCAUUUGAGGACCAGGGUUGUAGAUCCUCGAUUUUUUUAAAAUAAUUUUGGUAGUGCUCUUUUAAAAUAUCCCUGAUAAAUUGACAAAGCUUUUUAGCCUCACUUGUACAUCAUAAAGUAUAAAAUGUUACAAAUGUAAGGAAACAAAAUGGCUUUACUCUAUGCAAUUUUAAAAUACAAUAACUGUAUUCUUCUAUAUUUGCAACAUAAAUAAAAAGGCAUUGCUGUACCUGUUUGUAGUUGUGUAUUCUCAUUUCUUAAUGGCUGCUAAAAUGACUGGAUGAGAUUAUUUUUAAAUGAUUUUUGUGUGUUGUGCAAAUGUUAUUGGAUUGAAUCACUCAUUUUAAUUUAAAACUGGUGAGUGCAGGAUACAUUCUUUAAAGAAAUGCUAGAUUUGCUUCUGUUAAACAAUCGUUGGAAUGUGUUUUUGGAAGAAUGCUUGAGUGUCAAAGUGGACUUUGACCCUGUUUCUGUGUAAAGGAUCAGUUCAAUGUUAUCUAAGCACUGGAACAACCAGCCCAUCUCAUGUGUGAAACAUCCAGGAGAAGGAAGAAAAGAUGAGACCACAGAAUGCUAGAUGGUUUCUUUUAUUGGAAAAUGUUAAAAACAAAAUCAACCAGUAGAGCAAAUUUACAGAGCAGUUUGGUAAAUCUAUGUAGUAGUGUUUCUGUGUGCAGUACUGUUGAAUAUACAGUAGUCACUCAUAAAUAAAGGCUUCCUUUGCCCUAGCGGCUCCAAAGACUAGUACCAAAAUUAAAGACACUGGGUGAAAUUGACACAACCGCCUUGAGGAUUAAACAUUUUUUUAGUUUCUCUAAUUGGGUUAUGGGACCACAAAAAUAAUCUGCAACGUCCGUAGACAUUAAACAAAAAAAAAACGGAGAAUUCCACUUCACUAUUAUUGUGAAAUGUCAAUGCUUUUUCUUGUACGGAUUCUCAUAAAUUCCACCUUCCUUACUGAAUAUUGUAUAUGUGCUCUGCCUGAUUUUAUGCUCUGCACGGGAUUUAAUUUUUCACAUCGAAUAACUUUUCCACUAAAAACCGCUUGUAUGAAUUGGUAGGGAAUGAGAAAUGAACGCUACUCUUUCACAUAAAAAAAUAAAACUGCAUUAUAAAGGUUUAAGACCAAAAAUACUUUUUAUGUAAAUACUGUAUACAUAUCUGUUUAUAUAUCCCAAAAUGUAUUUUAUAUACUUGAAAAUAUAUAUAUAUAUCCUGUCCUAGCUCUUAUAAUUUGUAAUUCUUUAUAUCUAUUGAGUGAUAAGAUUCAAAUUAGUGAAUGUGAAAAGACAUAUUUUUGGUACAAUAAAGGUUACUAAUACUUCCAAGUAACAGGUUUUGUCAACCACACCCAGUGACUAGGAAUACAUAAUGUCCUUUAAAGUACUAUAUAGCAAGUACAGGUAGUAUAUAUUGUACAAAAAAAUCAGUUUUGUAAAGCAAACCAAUAAAUGCAAGUUAUGUAUGUAUGAUUAUAUAUGAUUAACUUGUGCUUUUUUUGGAACUACAGCUCUUCUCAGAUGUCUUGUGCUGUUGCCUAAAUGAAAACCAACCUGCUUGCCAGAGAGAUGAAUAAUUGGUGUGAAAAGAAAUUGCACAUUAAUCACAGAAUAAAAAGAUGGGAUUCUAUGGUAACGUUUGAACCUUCCACAGCCACUCAAAAUAAACAUAUCUGACAUUUAUUUUUUCAUAUUACCUGCUUUUUUAUAACAACUAAGCAAAUGACAUUAGUAAAAAGUACAAAAUGAAUUAACCCAAAAUAAGUCUUUGGUUUUUGGAGGCCGUAUGAUUAGUUUGAUGGUCAAAUGUACAGGUUAGUGUUCUGUUUUGUAAACAUUAUCAAAGUUUUUUUUUGUUUAUAAAUGUGUUUUUAAUGUAAUAAAGCAAAGCAUACAACUACAUCUUAU
This is a messenger RNA of Lepisosteus oculatus (spotted gar), 11005 nucleotides long. RefSeq names its product leukocyte receptor tyrosine kinase (gene ltk). The record is from RefSeq and is a predicted model, not a curated record. Gene Ontology annotation, biological process: positive regulation of kinase activity; protein phosphorylation; regulation of neuron differentiation. NCBI's taxonomy places the organism in Eukaryota, Metazoa, Chordata, Actinopteri, Semionotiformes, Lepisosteidae. Gene Ontology annotation, cellular component: signaling receptor complex; plasma membrane. Gene Ontology annotation, molecular function: transmembrane receptor protein tyrosine kinase activity; ATP binding; protein binding.